Messenger RNA from Pestalotiopsis fici W106-1, 1194 nucleotides. RefSeq lists its product as uncharacterized. Lineage: Eukaryota; Fungi; Ascomycota; Sordariomycetes; Amphisphaeriales; Sporocadaceae. The coding region runs from base 1 to 1194 and encodes 397 amino acids. The transcript is spliced from 5 exons. The record is from RefSeq and is a predicted model, not a curated record. Gene Ontology annotation, molecular function: polygalacturonase activity. Gene Ontology annotation, biological process: carbohydrate metabolic process.
AUGAAGAUAACAAAAGUUCUACUAGUCACAUUCACGUCGCUGCUGGUACCUAGCAACGCCGGAGGUGUAAAUGUUACCACCGUCAAUGGACGACCGCAUUGCGAAGUGACCGCGAAUGGCGACGAGAUCAACGACGUGCCAAAUAUCUUGGAAGCCUUUGAUGAAUGCGGUACCUCGGGAACCAUUACUUUUCCAGAAGAUCAAGAAUAUUGGAUCGCCGAGAAAUUGAACCCUUUUUCCGAUAACAUCACAUACUGGAGGAACAAUUCAUAUCCCAUCCAUUUCCAGAACCACUGGGCUGGCUUUGUACUGACAGGCGACCACAUCACAAUCUAUGGCAAUGGCACUGGUGGCGUCGACGGCAAUGGCGAUGUAUGGUACACGGAAGAGGCCGGUUCGACUCAGCCAGGACGUCCUAUGCCUUUCGUACUGUGGAAUGUGUCAAAUGUAGUCGUCGAAGACUUUUCCAUCUGGCAGCCCCAACUGUGGUCGUUCAACAUCAUGAAUGGAACAAACAUUUCUGUCACAAACUUGUAUGUUAACGCGACUGCAAAAAAAGCGCCUUCAGGGUAUAAUUGGGUUCAGAACACUGACGGCUUUGAUACCAUGGAUGUGAGAAAUCUGACACUCAGAAAUCUCACAUAUACCGGAGGUGACGAUUGCAUCGCCGUCAAGCCGCGUUCCUACGACAUUUUGAUUGACGGAGUUACUUGCACUCGUGGCAACGGCAUUGCAAUUGGAAGUCUGGGGCAAUACCUUGAAGACUCGAGCGUACCAAACACCAAAAUCGGCGUCUACAUCAAGACUUGGGUAGGCGAGCUGGUGGUACAGGACAACUACGAGAGCGACAACCAGCCACGAGGUGGCGGCUGGGGCAACGUGACCAACAUCACCUUGGCCAACUUUGACGUGACGGGCGCGACCCGGCCCUUUUACAUUGACCAGAACAAUGGCAACAAUGGCUCCGACACCAAGGGCACGAGCAACAUGCUCAUCUCGGACGUUUAUCUGCGGGAUUUCCACGGUGUGCUCUCGGGAUCCGGCAAUACAGCGACACUGAGCUGCAGUAAACGGAACCCGUGUUAUAAUAUCUUCUUUGAUAAUAUGACCGAGACAGGGUCUGGUGGUCAGGCGCUGGUGGGUUCCUGUUCCAACACGGAAGACGAUGGAAUUCAUGGACUUUCCGGAUGUUAA